AGUCCUCCCUCUUGCGACCUGGUCUCCGCGGGGCAGCUCGCUGAAGUGGCCAGUGCGUGAAACGAGAGGGAGGGCACAGCUCCAGCGUGCGAGGCAGCGCGGCUCCCAGACAACACCCCACUCAGCUAAGGCGGUCACCACCGCCGCAGGAAAGUGCCCCAGCUCGGGGCUUGCGGGGUUGGGGGCGGGAAUGCAAGACCAGGGCUCCUCGCGGACCUCCAAUCUUUGGCAUCCGCCGCUGGGAAACUCUUGCGGGCGGGGUCUGCAGAUCCUGGAGCGCCCGGGUUAGGAGACGCUCAGCCCCGAGCGACUGGGGUAAGCGACUCUGCCCCUCCACCCCCCAACUUGGUCUGGAGCAAUACUUCGCUCUCAUCUAAUUUGACAUCUCCAGAGAGCAGCGGCCGCAGCCUAGAGGAGCUGGGCUGGGUGGGAUAGUCCUUAGCAACCGAGGGCCAGGACGGGGCGUGGAACUGAGCGACCUGAGACGCGGCUGCAGCGCCAGGCGCACUGGAAGUGCAGGGGACUCGCCCGCCUUCUUUGGCUGCCGCGCCCGUGCCCUCCGGUUUCAGGUAGAAACCUGGCGCAGGAGCAAUUGAGGAACCCACGGAACUGACUAGCACGGAGAGACAAACCUGUGGUCUCCAUGGUCCUUCCGCCCUCUGCUCUCUCUGUCGUCCGCUCCAUGCCUAAGAGCUGCGCUCCGGAGCUGGGGCGAGGAGAGCCAUGGAGGAACCCAGUGCUCCGUGCGCCCCACCGCUCGCGGGCUCCCAGAUCGCAGUUCCUCAAGCCAACCUCUCCGCGGCUCACUCCCACAACUGCAGCGCCGAGGGCUACAUUUACCAGGACUCCAUCGCCCUGCCCUGGAAAGUCCUGCUGGUUUUGCUGCUGGCGCUCUUCACCUUGGCCACCACGCUCUCCAACGCCUUUGUGGUCGCCACCGUGUACCGCACCCGGAAGCUGCACACCCCGGCUAAUUACCUGAUCGCCUCCCUGGCGGUCACCGACUUGCUCGUGUCCAUCCUGGUGAUGCCCAUCAGCACCAUGUACACGGUCACCGGCCGCUGGACUCUGGGCCAGGUGAUUUGCGACCUCUGGCUGUCGUCGGAUAUCACCUGUUGCACCGCUUCCAUCAUGCACCUGUGUGUCAUCGCCCUGGACCGCUACUGGGCCAUCACGGAUGCUGUGGAGUACUCGGCUAAACGGACUCCCAAGAGGGCGGCGAUCAUGAUCGCGCUGGUGUGGGUGUUCUCCAUCUGUAUCUCGCUGCCGCCCUUCUUCUGGCGUCAGGCCAAGGCCGAGGAAGAGGUGUCCGAGUGUUUGGUGAACACCGAUCACGUUCUCUACACUGUCUACUCCACGGUGGGCGCUUUCUAUUUACCCACCCUGCUCCUCAUCGCCCUCUAUGGUCGAAUCUACGUGGAAGCCCGCUCCCGGAUUUUGAAACAGACGCCCAACAGGACCGGCAAGCGCCUGACCAGAGCCCAGCUGAUAACUGAUUCCCCUGGGUCCACGACCUCCGUCACUUCAAUUAACUCGCGGGCGCCCGACGUGCCCAGCGAAUCCGGCUCUCCUGUGUAUGUAAACCAAGUCAAAGUGCGAGUCUCCGAUGCCCUGCUGGAAAAGAAGAAACUCAUGGCCGCUAGGGAGCGCAAAGCCACCAAGACCCUGGGGAUCAUUCUGGGUGUGUUUAUUGUGUGUUGGCUGCCCUUCUUCAUCAUCUCCUUGGUGAUGCCUAUCUGCAAGGAUGCUUGCUGGUUCCACCAGGCCAUCUUUGACUUUUUCACGUGGCUGGGCUAUGUCAAUUCGCUCAUCAACCCCAUCAUCUAUACCAUGUCCAAUGAGGACUUUAAACAAGCGUUCCAUAAAUUGAUACGCUUUAAGUGCACAAGCUGACUUGACAGUUGUAAUGGGGUCGCCUAAGCGACCUUUGGGGGACCAAGUUCGGUCUGGUUCCACAGGUAGGUCGAAUCUUCUUUCGCUGUUACUGGGUCCGAGCAAGGCGUCUUCUCCUGGGCAAGGGCAAUGGAUCCUGAGAAGCCAGGAUAGCCCAGCCCCAGAGCGCUGAAAGGAGAACUUUUCAAAGGAAAUGUAGAGCUUCCUCCUCUCAAACAAUGGGCUCAGCCAGAUCCUGCGGCAGCCAAUCACAGAGGGGGUUGCAACUUUUAAACAUUGGUGAUGUAAAAGGGGUCCCUGCCCUGCUUUGAUAUCCUGGAUGGUGCCCUCUAGAAUUCAGUGGUACUUGUAGUUGUUCUUUGAAGCUCGAGACAGAUCUUCAUACAGCCUGGCAGUACUUGAACUAGACGCUUAAUACCCUGUGUUUUGGGGAAAACUCCGUGUCACAGCUUAAUUUAAGAACAGUUGCUUUGACAUCCUCCAGUCUUCAGUUUUUGCUUCUUUAAACUUGGUUGGAGAAACUUGUGGAUUUGGUGCUUCAAACCCUAUGUAUGGCUUGGUUGGCACAGAGGAACCUCCUGGAAGAGUUAACAACAAAAUUCCAAUGCUAAGAUCUCUAUUUUUAUUAUAA
Molecule: messenger RNA, 2524 nt
Organism: Lepus europaeus (European hare)
Lineage: Eukaryota; Metazoa; Chordata; Mammalia; Lagomorpha; Leporidae
Gene: HTR1B
Product: 5-hydroxytryptamine receptor 1B
Exons: 1
Coding region: 724-1893 (389 amino acids)
Biological process (GO): vasoconstriction; adenylate cyclase-activating adrenergic receptor signaling pathway; bone remodeling
Cellular component (GO): plasma membrane
Molecular function (GO): G protein-coupled serotonin receptor activity
Source: RefSeq, a predicted model, not a curated record